Messenger RNA from Fonsecaea erecta, 3351 nucleotides. RefSeq lists its product as hypothetical. Bases 1 to 3351 code for a protein of 1116 amino acids. The transcript has a single exon. The record is from RefSeq and is a predicted model, not a curated record. Lineage: Eukaryota; Fungi; Ascomycota; Eurotiomycetes; Chaetothyriales; Herpotrichiellaceae.
AUGGCAGACAAACGCAGGAGGAAAAGCCUGAGCAUCUUCCGCCAGAAGAUGGACCACGGUCCCACGAUACAAAUACCGGCGAGCCCGCUGCGGGAGAAGCGUUCCAGCGACUACCUCCCUAGUCCCGUGGACUCGGAUCCCUCGAGUCCCAAGCCUCGCCCUCGGACCUUGCAGAAGGCCAGUCGAACCUCAGUGUUUGGAUCCCUGCGCUCAUUACACUCUCUCGACGAAGAAGAGAAGCUGGCUCUGACGAGGUCUGACUCGAAAGCGUCAUCCUUUCAUGAGGACCCCGACAUGAACGUGAAGGGACUCUUGGGCCACAAAGUUCUUCAAUAUGGUGAAGUGCAGGCCGGCGGAGGCACCAUGUUCAGAAAAAGGACGCAGUUCAUGGUCCUGACCGAGUCACAUCUCAUUCGAUUCAGGAGUCAAAUCAAAGCCGCCGAGAUGUUCCCCAGCAUCCCCAACACCCUCCACAAGGGACACACGGCGAGAACUUCGUCAGUGGGAUCCUAUCAGGAACUCCAAAUGUCAGCGUAUACGGACAUCACCUCAGGCGUCCCACUCGACCAAGUGGUUGCGGUGUACAAGAUUGACGAUGGACGGCCUUCUCCUGUGGUGGAAGUGGCAUACCUUGAUGAACGCGCAAGAAGAGCGUCUGCCCUGCAGCUCCAAUUGAACGAGAUGCGUGAGGCCGAGCUAUGGAUUGCCGCCAUUCGUUCAGCGUGCGACCAGGCGAGGUCUCUCGUCGAGCAACACAUCCAAGAUCGAACGGUUGAGCAUCUGGCGCGUGUCGUGGAGCGCGAGAGAGACUAUGACCCUGACCACUUCCACGUCUUCAAAGUCAUUCAGCGGCAUGUCAACAAGUCCACGGGGAGAGCUUCAGCCGAAGAUCUGACCAGACUUGGGUCUUCCAGCACCUGCUACCUCGUUAUUGGUUUGCAUAAAAUUCACUUGGUGCCCCUACAGAAGCCUUCCACACGAUCAUCGAGCACCUCUCUCAGUGAGCUGGACGCGAUGACGUCCUACGCCAUUGUUACCUUGACUUCGAUCAAGGUCGUGGCAGACGACGACGCAUUUCAAUUGACCUUCAAACCACCCACAGCACAACCGUGCAUGGUACAACUAGCUUCGUAUUCCGCCGGACAAAUUGCACUGUGGCUAAGGUCCGCUUCGGAAUACCUGCGACCCGAAUGGCUUAGGCAGCCUUUCAUCUUCGACGUCCCUCCAGAAAUCGACGACCAGAUGAUUCCGCCGAACUUUCCAAAAGAGGAGCACGACUGCUUUGAUAGGACGUUGAUCGCAUACUGUGCAGGCUAUGAUGUGGACACAUCUCGCAUCUGCUACUCUGUCGAUUAUGACUGUGAGGAUGCACCACGCUUUCAGCUACUUCCACCGGCCAGCGGUGUCCUCUACUCCGCCUUAGAAUUGCUGGCUGUGUUCCGAGCCUUGCGGUACAAUGAGUCGUUCUCCUCGAUCUCUUUCGCACGGAUCAAUCUAUUGCCGCUGCGUCUCAGUUACGAUGGGUUCGGAUCAGACUUGGAUAGCCUGUUCACGCGUUCUGGAAAUCCUACGAACAUCGCUGGCCACCAAGAGCUGCCCGUUCUGGCGCAGGAAAUCAGGGUGUUGGCGUUGAAAAGCCGGCGACUGAGACGGCUAGAUUUCUCGCAUACCAUUCCACACCAAGCAAAAGCGCUGGACGGCGAAGCCUUGAGCUGUGGAAUCCUGGAGGCACUUACGCCGCUGUGCAAGCGGUCCUUGACCAACGUGGACUGGAUUGUGCUCACAGGCCUUCGGCUAGCAGAUUCCGACCUGAACUACCUUGUUGAUGCCGCCUCGGAAAGAAAAUGCCACCUUCGAGCUCUUGAGAUUGGCGAAUGCGGCCUCUCAGUCCACGACAUAGACGUACUUUUGUCCGCGUUGGCCAUUCAGGAGAGCACUGUCGAGGUCAUCGACAUAUCCGGAGCGCAGGGCCGAUUCAGUCCGGAGCUGUUUCAGCGAGGAAUGGGUGCCUUUACCCGGAUCCGGCGCCUGAAUCUCACUCGAGUGCAGAAGACGGCUGGUUCAGAGGCCUUGCUUCCGCCAGAAGUGCUUCUGACUUGGAGACUCGAAGCCUUAUACUUGUCACAAACCACUCUCAAUGAGCAGACGGUAGACUCGAUAUCAACGUACCUGGCGACGUCGAAGUCCGAUAUCCUCCGAGAGCUGCACGUCAAUCAGUGUGGUUUGACAGGAUACGAUCUUGCGACCUUCUUCCGAUCGAUGACUCGGGACAACACGCAGCCCCGAAUCAUGCACGUGAGUGCGAACGAGAACCGGCUCAAGACGGGCAACACGGUCCUUUUUAGGACGAUUGCGCAAAGCUGUGGACCUUCAUCGCUGAGCUUGCGGAUGAUGGAUUUCGAGAAGGAAAAUCACUUCCGCGAGCUGAUCAAUGCCCUGAAAGUCAAUACGACGUUACGAAGUUUGGAUAUAUCACGUGCCUCCCUGCCUUACGACGCCAGUGUUGAGACGUGCGAGGCGUUGAAAGAUAUGUUUGCUACAAACCAGACCUUGGAGGAGCUGGAUAUCAGCGGCGAGCACGCGCAUCUGGACACCACCCGCUUCGGGAUUGGCCUCAAUAUUGCGCUGAGGGGGUUGGAAAAGAACACCUCCUUGAAGCUCCUGCGCAUCGAGUACCAGGCGCUGGGUCUGCAAGGCGCGAGCACGUUGGCCGAGGUGCUGGAAAGGAACGAGACCCUUCUGGAAAUCCACUGCGAACACAACGACAUCAACCUGCAGAGCUUCACGGCGCUUGUCAAUGCGCUGGAGAAGAAUCACACAUUACUGUACAUGUCCACGAUGGACCACGAUAGAGCAAAAUCAAUGGAUAAAGUGCGGCGCGAGAUCGAAACCAUGGAGCGUGCGGACACGCCGAAGACUCCCAAGAGUGGCGGCGGGGCGAUUAAGAAGGCCUUGACAGGGACACUGACUGGGAAAACACACGGGAAAGGACACGGGCAUCGGCACAGCAGCUCGAUGUCUUCCACGGCGUCCUUUACCGACCAAGACGUGGCUGCGGUGAUGAGCACCCUGGACGAGAAGUGGGAUUUGCAGGUUUCCCGGAUGCAGAAAUACCUGUUCCGGAACUACUGUCGUGCAGAAGGGGUGCCUUGGGAAGAUGGUGCCGGGGACGGGGACAGCCGGCUCUCCACCGCAGUGGGCGACUCCUCGAUGGCGCAGCUCUUGCAGCGCGUCAAACUCGACCGGACGCCAACCGCGGCACACCCGGAUGCCUUGGACUAUAUCGACGAGAAGCUGGGAGGGGACAGUGGCGGCCAGGUGAUAUUCCAGAUUCCGAGGAUUGAUGCCUGA